This is a messenger RNA of Amoebophrya sp. A120, 1038 nucleotides long. The record is from the annotation of a GenBank genome assembly. NCBI's taxonomy places the organism in Eukaryota, Dinophyceae, Syndiniales, Amoebophryaceae.
UAAAAAUUUGGUUCUAUUUUUUUCUUUUGAUCAUGAAUUUGUCGGAUGCGGUGAUCCCGGUCUUCCUUGGUAUGCUAGUGAUCUUCUAUCUAGAAGUGCCAGUCCUCUGCAGAGGACUGUUCCGGAGCUACAAAUUAAUACCUGAUAUUCACUCAUCCAAAAGUGCGGGUAUGACUUAGUCACCUUGUUCCAGCAACGUACGUAGUUUAGAAAAGCAUCUUACUCAACCAUCAUUCCAAGAAGAAAUUCACAAGCAAAAAUGGAGCAAGUGGCGCGAAAAAUUUUCAAAAAGUACCAGGCGGAAACACCUGACCGCAUCAAGUUGCUCGAUCUCUACGCAUUCUCCUUGGCGCUCGUGGGUAUACUUUUACUUGUUUUAUUGCAACAGGUUUAUGGUUAACGUGCUUUCUAAUUCUAUUAUUUGAUUCCUUUGCUUCGUCACCCCGACGCAUGACAGACGCUGGUUGUUUCUCGAAGAUCAUGUGCUACAAACAUGCAUCAAAUCCACAUCAGGCGCUGUUCUUUUCGUCUACGUGGUGAUAGUAGGCACGUUUCCCUUCAACAGCUUUCUGUCAGGCUUUAUCGCCGCGAUGGGCACGAGCGUGAUCACAGUGUGUCUUCGGGUCCAGCUCAUGGACCCCGAUACGUUUAAGCUCAGCGUGGAAAGAAUGAUUGCCGACUACCUGCUUGCAAAUCUGUGUUUACACAUUGCCUGUAUUUGCUUUUUGGGAUGACAUAGAAGAAGGUCGUCCGCAAAAGGAGGCUCAAAUGGAUAUUAGCGAAGACUUGCCUGAGAAUACAGGAACAGACAGAGAAUGAGUGACAGCCAAUCGAUUCAUCUGAACAAGAAGAAACCCCGUUUAGUCUUCGCGCUGCCACCUCUCGUCCUUACCAGCGCGCGAUGUUGAGUAGAAGCGAAGCGGCGACUUUGUUCUUCUGACCACAAGAACCCUCGCAGCAGCGGUUGCGGGAUAAGAUUCUGACAUUUCUUCUUGAAAUACAACAGGAAAAGCAACAAAAAUACUUAUCAAAACUGAA